Arachis ipaensis is the source of this 1799-nucleotide messenger RNA. Its product is annotated as DExH-box ATP-dependent RNA helicase DExH3. The record is from RefSeq and is a predicted model, not a curated record. Gene Ontology annotation, molecular function: RNA binding; helicase activity. Gene Ontology annotation, cellular component: nucleus; intracellular anatomical structure. Lineage: Eukaryota; Viridiplantae; Streptophyta; Magnoliopsida; Fabales; Fabaceae.
GCUACCAUAUCAACCUUAAUGUUAUCAUUAUUUAUAGGUUUUCUCAAUUCUGUUUGUUAAAUUCUGAACAAAAUUACCCUGGGCAGCCGACAAUAUGCAAGAGUUGUUGUCUUUAGUAAAGCACCUCUGCCAAAUUACCGCCCUGAUUUGGAUGAUAAGCGUCCACAAAGAGAGGUAAUCUUACCUUUUGGUGUUCAUAGAGAAGUAGAUACUCAUCUCCGCGCCCAUCUUUCACAAAAGCCUACAAAAAGGCUAGGUUUUUUUUUUAUGAUUCUUUGCAUAGAUCAAGUGAUUCUGGAAGUAUUCGCACCAAUGACGGGAUUUAUGAGAAGCCAGUGCCUAGGAUCCAUAAUUCUGUUGUCAAGGAGAAAAUCCUUCAGCGAAGAAGUUUGGAACUGCGUAAUAAGCAAGAGGAUUGGCAGGGGUCUCCUGAAGGGCAAAGGAUGCUCGAAUUUCGUAGAAGUCUUCCUGCAUUCAAAGAGAAAGAUGCAUUUUUGAAAGUCAUUUCAGAUAAUCAGGUCAUUGUUGUCUCAGGUGAAACUGGUUGUGGUAAGACCACACAACUUCCCCAGUACAUACUAGAAUCUGAGACUGAAGCUGGACGUGGUGCUGGAUGUAACAUAAUUUGUACUCAGCCUAGAAGAAUAUCUGCUAUGUCUGUUUCUGAAAGAGUUGCAGCAGAACGUGGGGAGAAAUUGGGAGAAUCUGUUGGCUACAAAGUUCGGUUGGAGGGUAUGAAAGGAAGGGAUACUCCUCUUCUUUUUUGUACCACAGGUGUAUUAUUGAGGAGACUACUAGUGGAUAGGACUUUAAAUGGUGUAACUCAUGUUGUUGUUGAUGAAAUUCAUGAACGUGGAAUGAAUGAAGAUUUUUUUUUGAUUGUCCUGAAGGAGCUUCUUCCUCGCCGUCCUGAUUUGAGAUUAAUUUUGAUGAGUGCAACCUUAAAUGCUGAGCUUUUCUCUUCCUACUUUGAUGGUGCUCCAACUAUGCACAUUCCUGGUUUUACAUAUCCAGUCCGAGCACAUUUUCUGGAGGAUAUUCUGGAAAUGACUGGAUAUUGGUUGAAUCGUUAUAAUCAAAUUGAUGACUAUGGUCAAGAAAAAACAUGGAAAAUGCAGAAACAAGCUUUAGCUUUCUGGAAAAGAAAGAGCCAAAUUGUUUCUGCUGUUGAGGAUGUGCUAGAAGUUGCAGAUUUCCACAGAUAUAGUCUACGCACUCGGGAGUCAUUGUCCUGCUGGUUCCCUGACUCACUUGGUUUUAACCUUAUUGAACAUGUGCUUUCUCACAUUGUCAAGAAUGAAAGGCCAGGUGCUGUUUUGGUUUUUAUGACUGGGUGGGAUGACAUAAACUCCUUGAAGGAUAAGCUCCAAACUCAUCCUUUGUUAGGAGAUCCCAGUCGUGUCUUGCUUCUUGCAUGUCAUGGAUCCAUGGCCAGCACUGAGCAGAGGUUGAUAUUUGAAAACCUUGAAGGUGCGGUGAGGAAAAUUGUUCUGGCAACUAAUAUUUCUGAGACUAGUAUUACCAUCAAUGAUGUUGUCUUUCUGGUUGAUUGUGGUAAAGCUAAAGAGACAUCAUAUGAUGCACUAAACAACACUCCUUGUUUACUUCCAUCUUGGAUAUCAAAAGCUGCUGCCCGGCAGAGAAGAGGAAGGGCUGGUCGUGUUCAACCUGGUGAAUGCUACCAUCUAUAUCCCAGAUGUGUUUAUGAUGCUUUUGUUGAUUAUCAAUUGCCAGAACUUUUAAGAACACCUUUGCAGUCCUUAUGUUUGCAAAUCAAAAGUUUACAAAUUGGAAGUUGA